GAGACACGCAAUGUGAUUAGGAGCGGCGGUAGCGGAAGGCAGACGGUGCGCGUGAAGGCUAGCCAAAAUGCACAGAGUAACGGUGGCCCAGAUUUGGAGGACUCUGAGACAAAGCCGCUUUAUUCUCUCUUCCCGCUGAGAACACAAAGAAGAACCGAACAACAAACAACCAUCAUCGCCAAAUUCCUUACUCCUUUCUUCCAACCAAAACUCCAUUAACAAACAUCUCCAUCUCCUACAAGAUCCAAAAAACGGACAAUACUAUGUUCUUCUUCACUACCAGUGCCCUGAUAGUCAAGAUGUAUGAAUGUCUGUGGAGAAGUUUGGUGAGGGAAGUGCUUGAGGUGGUUCCUAUACGCAUGUAGGAUAAAUAUUCAGUACAGCAAAAAGGAAAAUUUCUGCUCCUUGGCUAUUGUAGAAAUUGAAAAAAUUAACUCCAAAAUGAUCGAGCAGGAACUGACUUUUAAUCUUCAGAAGUGAUGAGCAAAAAAUCUACAUUAUUUUAGUGGUUGAUUCUUUGGCCUUAAGUCUGAGCAACCCCUAGUUGAUCUAAUAGGAAUAGGAGUAGUCAAACUGGAGAUUAGCUGAUAUUCUUAGGGGACAAUAUGGAAGAAAGAGAUGAAAGUACCGAUACAGAAUCAAGACCUAAUAAUAAUGCUGAAGCAGUACAGGAAGCCAAGGCCAGUGUCGAUAUGGAAGAAAGAGAUGAAAAUACUGGUACAGAAUUAAGACCUUUCAAUAAUGCUGAAUCUGUACAAAAAGCCAAGGCCAGCGACAAUAUGGAAGAAAGAGAUGAAAAUACUGAUACAGAAUCAAGACCUAAUAAUAAUCCUGAAGCCGUACAAGAGGCCAUGGCCAGCGACAAUAUGGAAGAAAGAGAUGAAAGUACUGGUACAGAAUCAAGACCUAAUAAUAAUGCUGAAGCUGUACAAGAAGCCAAGGCCAGUGACAAUAUGAAAGAAAGAGAUGAAAAUACUGUUACAGAAUCAAGACCAAAUAAUAAUGCUGAAGCCGCACAAGAAGGCAAGGCCAGUGACAAUAUGGAAGAAAGAGAUGAAAAUACAGAUACAGAAUCAAGACCUAAUAAAAUUGCUGAAGCCGUACAAGAAGCCAAGGCCAGUGUUGAAGUUGAAGUGCUAACUUGUCUUUCAAAUGAGGCAAAGUAUUCAGGUUAUCAGGAGUUGGGAACAACUCCAGAGUUUUCCAGCAAAAUUGAUGGUCCAGAUGAAGAAAAAGCAGGAGUCCAACAGAAUAUGGAACUUGGUUCUGGAUAUUUGCUUAGUGAGUUGUCAGAAAAAGAUAAUCAGACCAUCUCUAAUCAUGCUGAUAAUGAUCGAGUUGAAGCUGGCAAUUUAUUAUCUAAUGAUAAAGAUACUAAAAAUUUAAAAUUAUCUAUUGAAGAUGAGGCAACGACUCUUCUUAAUGAGUGCUCGGAACUUCCUCUUGAAGAUGUCACCAAAAAUUAUAUCGAAAAGAUGAACCCUCCCAUUGGAGAUUUAACUCAAAUUACUUCUAUCCAAAGUUUAGAAACAAUCCCCAGUAAUUCCCAGCAAUCGGCUCGCAAGGAUAAGAUAUUUUUGAAAUCAAAAAAGAAAAAUUAUAAGUUAAGGUCCCAUGUAAGUAGCGACAGAGUUUUGCGUUCAAGGACCCAAGAGAAAGCUAAAGCUCCUGAACGAAGUAAUGACUUGAAUAAUUUUACUGCUGAAGAGGAUGGAAAAAGGAAGAAGAAGAAGAAGAGAAAUAUACAAGGAAAGGGAGCAAGAGUGGAUGAGUAUUCAUCAAUCAGGAAUCAUUUGAGAUAUUUACUGAAUCGCAUCAGAUAUGAACAGAGUUUGAUUGAAGCUUAUUCUAGUGAAGGCUGGAAAGGGUUCAGCUCAGAUAAAUUGAAGCCCGAAAAGGAACUUCAGCGAGCAUCAAAUGAAAUAAUGCGACGCAAAUUGAAAAUAAGAGAUCUAUUUCAACGUAUUGAUGCCCUUUGUGCUGAAGGGAGGCUUUCUGAAUCUUUAUUCGAUUCUGAAGGACAGAUAGACAGCGAGGAUAUAUUCUGUGCAAAAUGUGGAUCCAAAGAACUGUCCCUUGAGAAUGACAUCAUAUUAUGCGAUGGCAUUUGUGAUCGUGGGUUCCAUCAGUUCUGUUUAGAACCACCUUUGCUAAACACAGACAUUCCGCCGGAUGAUGAGGGAUGGCUGUGCCCUGGAUGUGAUUGCAAAGAUGACUGCUUAGAUCUUCUCAAUGAAUUUCAAGGAUCAAAUCUUUCAAUCACUGAUGGUUGGGAGAAAGUCUAUCCUGAGGCGGCAGCAGCAGCAGCUGGACGAAAUUCUGAUCACACCUUAGGUCUUCCUUCAGAUGAUUCUGAAGAUGGUGAUUAUGAUCCUGAUGUUCCAGAUACCAUUGACCAGGACAAUGAAUUGAGUUCUGAUGAAUCAAGUUCUGAUCAAUCUAACUCUGAUCCGUCAAACUCUGAUACAUCUGGUUAUGCUUCUGCUUCUGAGGGAUUAGAGGUUUCAUCUAAUGAUGACCAGUACUUAGGUCUCCCUUCUGAUGACUCGGAGGAUAAUGACUAUGAUCCCAGUGUUCCAGAACUUGAUGAGGGUGUUAGACAGGAAAGCUCAAGUUCUGACUUUACAUCUGAUUCUGAGGAUCUAGCUGCCCUUGACAAUAACUGUUCUUCGAAAGAUGGUGACCUUGUGUCUUCAUUAAAUAAUACUUUGCCUGUCAAAAACUCUAAUGGGCAAAGUUCCGGUCCCAACAAGAGUGCACUACAUAAUGAGUUAUCAAGUCUACUAGACUCUGGUCCUGAUAAGGAUGGUCUUGAGCCUGUUUCGGGAAGAAGGCAGGUUGAACGGUUGGAUUAUAAGAAGCUCCAUGAUGAGACAUACGGGAACGUUCCUACUGACUCAAGCGAUGACACCUACGGGAGUACUUUGGACUCGAGUGAUGACAGAGGCUGGGAUAGUGGUACAAGGAAGAGAGGUCCUAAAACUCUGGUUCUUGCAUUGUCAAACAAUGGAUCUAAUGAUGAUUUGACCAAUGUAAAAACUAAACGCAGUUAUAAGAGGAGAACUCGUCAAAAGCCAGGUGCUAUAAAUGUGAAUAAUUCUGUGACUGAAACUCCUGUAGACACUGCAAAAUCUAGUUCCUCUGUUAAGAAAAGCACAUCAUCAUCAAAUAGAAGACUCAGUCAACCUGCAUUGGAGAGACUUCUUGCAUCAUUCCAAGAAAAUGAGUAUCCUAAACGAGCUACAAAGCAGAGUUUAGCACAAGAACUAGGCCUUGGUCUGAAGCAGGUUAGCAAAUGGUUUGAGAACACGCGAUGGAGCACACGCCAUCCCUCAAGCAGUGGUAAGAAAGCAAAAAGUUCCUCAAGAAUGAGCAUUUAUUUAUCACAGGCAAGUGGAGAACUAUCCAAGAACGAGCCAGAAUCUGCAACAUGUUUCAGAGAUACUGAUAGCAAUGGUGCUCGACAUCAAGACUUACCAAUGGCAAAUAGUGUUGUGGCUUCAUGUCAGAGUGGGGAUACAGGGGAUAAGAAAUUGUCGUCUCGGAAAACUAAAAGAGCAGACUCUUCAGCCACAAAAUCCAGAAAACGGAAGGGCAGGUCAGAUAACACGGCAUCACAUUCAAAAGACAGGGAGGGAUCACCAAGGCCUCCUGCCAAGUCACCUAAAGUUAAUGAAAUGCAAACAGCAGAUAGGUUUAAGACAAGGAGGAGGAGAUCCAUUUAGGUUCUGAAGUAUUGAUGCGUUCACAGGAAUUUAUUCGACUAUUUACCCUCUCCCAAGAAACACACUAGAUCAGAUGCGGGGAUUGUUUGAAGGGAGGUAAUUAUGAGAAAUCCCAAUUGUUUGUAGGUCUUUGUGAUCAUAUUGAAAUUGUUCCAGAUCUAAUCCCUCACGCAUAAAUGCUUAGUCUUAGUUACUUAAAUCUAGAGUUUGUUGUUAGAUAUUUAUUUGCAUUUUCAAGUGAAUGUUCUCAUCAGACCCUUCUCUUGAUAUGUGUUAAACAAUCAAUACGGACAUCCAUUUAGUUGGAGAGAUCCUUCAGUUAAACAAGCCUUGUCCAGUAUGAGGUGACAUGAAUUUAUAUCAGCUGGUAGUAGUCCAUUUCUUGAAUCUUCUGCAGGGCCAUCUUUGACUUUUGCAAGCCAUGCCAACUUGAACGCCCCUGGGAAGGAAGCCAUGCAAAUAGAACUAUAGAGCUACAGCUACCCUUUGGCCUCAGAAGCGAUAGAUCACUUAUGGAAUAUGGAUGCAACAUCGUUCUGAAGUCCUAUUCAGUAUUUUAUUGUCCUUAUCUUUAUUGAAAAAUUUUGCGAUUAGUUCGGUUAUGAAAUUUGAACUUUAGAUUUGGCAAAAUUUACACUAAUGUUGAAUUUAGUUCUCUGUAUACAUUGAAAGAAAUUGGAUCUCCUGCAGUUGGAACCUACGUUUAUCAAAUUGAAUGAGUAAAAGUGUUGUCAGCGA
Messenger RNA from Cucumis sativus (cucumber), 4463 nucleotides. Its product is annotated as homeobox protein HOX1A. Gene Ontology annotation, molecular function: DNA binding; chromatin binding; DNA-binding transcription factor activity, RNA polymerase II-specific. The record is from RefSeq and is a predicted model, not a curated record. NCBI's taxonomy places the organism in Eukaryota, Viridiplantae, Streptophyta, Magnoliopsida, Cucurbitales, Cucurbitaceae. Gene Ontology annotation, cellular component: nucleus. The transcript is spliced from 9 exons. Gene Ontology annotation, biological process: regulation of DNA-templated transcription; chromatin organization. Bases 606 to 3725 code for a protein of 1039 amino acids.